Molecule: messenger RNA, 1138 nt
Organism: Striga asiatica
Lineage: Eukaryota; Viridiplantae; Streptophyta; Magnoliopsida; Lamiales; Orobanchaceae
Source: the annotation of a GenBank genome assembly
CAUUUNGAAAGAAAAAUUGAUUAAAAUAUUCCCACGGCCAUGGGAUUGGGAAAAGUACUUACUUCAGUAUUUGCAGUUCUGUUGGUGUCGAGGCUGCUUGAGGCCGCGUGCUCUAAUGGAGCCUGUAAGGUGGGAGAUGAGUGUUCAACUGAUUCGGAUUGCGGCCGGGGAUUGUAUUGCUUUUCAUGUAAAACGGAUUUUGACGGCAACCGAUGCGUGAGAUCAACCGCCACAAAUCAGUUCACCUUACUCAACAAUUCUCUACCAUUCAAUAAAUACGCUUUUCUAACAACCCACAACGCUUUUGCCAUUGACGAUGGGCAACCGAGGCUUACUUUCACCAAUCAAGAAGACACAAUCUCUCAACAACUCAAUAAUGGCGUUCGUGGCUUAAUGCUCGAUACAUAUGAUUAUGAAGGAGACAUAUGGUUGUGCCAUUCCUAUGGAGGCAAAUGCCAUGACUACACCAAAUUUAAACCCGCUAUCAACACAUUUAGGGAAAUCGAAGCUUUCUUGUCCCGAAACCCGUCUGAAAUUGUGACGUUGAUUUUGGAAGACUACGUUGAAACACCAUACGGAUUGACUAAGGUUUUUAAAGACUCGGGCUUAAUGAAGUAUUGGUUCCCUUUAUCGAGAAUGCCUAAAGGCGGCCACGAUUGGCCUUUGGCUAACGACAUGGUCGCGAAAAAUCAAAGGCUGCUCGUUUUCACUUCGAAAGAGUCUAAGGAAACUAGUGAAGGGAUUGCUUAUCAAUGGAAUUACAUGAACUCCGGCAACUUGGACGACAUGCUCGAGACAUGUUAUGCAGCGGCCGGCAACCGGUGGGCUAAUUUCGUGGCCGUUGACUUUUAUAAGAGGAGUGAAGGAGGGGGAACGUUUAAAGCCACGGACAUGUUAAAUGGGGAGCUCUUUCAGAGUCAGGCUGUACCUCUCAAUCAUGAUCAUCCUUUUGAAGACCGAAGGGGAAAAAAAAACGGACUCAAAUUCUUUUGAUUUCAUGAACAAAUGUAAUUAAUGAUUGAAAAAAAUAUGGUCAAAUAAAAUGGUAAAAUUAUUGGUGGAUUUUUUUUUUUUCCAAAUUGAACCUCCCACGGAAAUAUAUUAACCCACUUUCUAUUAAUCAGUAUGGAUGUAUAUG